CUUUGUUAAUCCCACACCGGAUAAUCUGAACUUCGACGGUACCUGAAUGCAGCUAAACCUUGCUGCGGAAUCUCACACGGCGGGAGAUUUAAAUACUCGCGAGCUCACUGGCCGAUGUUCCCCUCUUCAUCAGCAGCGUAAGCAAACUGUGGGUAAAUGAACACAAUGAAUCAUAUGAGGACCAUUAAAGAAAUGCUGAGCAUCCCAACUGGAAGCAGGAACGUGUCCACCAGUGGCUACUCCAGUUUUACAGACUCUCAGUUGUUCUUUGGGUCUCAGGUUUGGCUUGAAAAUUCUCAAGGCACAUCUCAAGAUAUGAGCUUUUCAUCCAAGACUUCCCAACAAAGUUCACAAGAGGGAAAUGACCCAAAGUUGGUAAACAGUUAUCAUACUAAACCACUCCUGUUUGGAGAAUCAAAGGACAAAAGCAAAAGUUUCGGAAUAUUGGAUGAUUUUGGGGAGGACAAGAAAAGGGCAAAGGAGAAAGCUGACGGUGACUUUUUAGCCAAAGAAUGUCAUCAUUUUAGGGAAACUCUCAACAAUAUCCAACAACUGGUUGCUGGCACAGAAAGAAAUACUACUGUUUGCCAAACAGUUCUUGAAAAAAUUGAUAAUUUUGUGUCGACAUUGCAAAAUAAUCUUAAUAGUUUUCAGAGUGACAUUUCCCAGCAAUUUGAGACUUUGUUGAAUAAGGUGAACUCCCAGGCAGAGAUGAUCACUGAGCUGGAGGAAAAGAUGCAAAAGAGUGGACACGCCACAGCAGAACUUGGUUCAGAUCUACAAAGCUUAAAGAUUAGUCUGGAGUGUCUGAGAGUGGAGCAGGAGAGAGAACAAAACAUGGCUGAAGAGGCUCUGAAACUGCUCAGUUUGUUAGUCUCUGAGCACUCAGCCAAAACUACCCAUGAAAGACUGAUGGACAGUGCCAUCCAGACGUCACCAGAGCUGGAGAGGCCAUUUUCCAACAUCCUGCAGGACAACAAGCUUGAAGACACACAGCUUACAAGUAUGUCACAUAACUUUGAACACAGUCGGGCCAAAGUUCCCGCUCAGGAUUGCUGCUGCACCAUUGGAAAGAGGAAGUUAACUCUGAGAGGCUAUAGGAGGCGCAAAAAGAGGCCUCUGGUGCUCUCACAGAAGAACAAGCAUACUGUCUCAGAUGAAAACAGUCAACCUCUAAUGAACUGUAACCAACAACGAAAUCUCUGCGAGCAUCAUAAUGUAAGCAAGGUAACCCAGGACAGUCUCAGCCCAGACUGUCAAAUACCACCACACAGAGAGAUGAAAUCUGUAGCUUCAGGUUGUUUCAUCACCCCUCUCAGCUGCUGGUCUCAGGACAGCAACAGCUCUGUGUGGCUUUCAGGAACUGAACCAGUCGUAGAAAAGCCCUCAGCUGAGUCCAGGACAGGGACACCCACAAAACCUGAAGGCCUCUGGCAGUUGUUUGACACGGAGUAUGACUCUGCUUCAGGCUUUUAGAGGAUGAGUAAAGGCCAAGUAAAGGAGUAAACAGUGAAGCAUUUGCAUUCUUAUUUUUGGAGCACAGGCUAAUAAAAGCCAAAAAUGUUUAUUGUAUUUAUUAUAGUUUGUCUCUGAUGUUCUAUUAGUUGUUGAGUUAUUUUAUGUUAUGUAAAUGAACACUUUGUUGAGUGUUUUUCAUCUGAUGGUGAAAGAGAUGUUCAAAGGUACCAGUGACAAGAGAGUUAAGGACAGACUGAUCCACAAAACAGUACACAUUUAAAGUUUUUCAUGCUGUUAAGUCUUUCUGCUGACAUAAAAAUAGUGUGUAUAUACACGUACAGUUAUAAUACAGUUUAAGUGCAUCUGUCAAAAAAGUUAACUUUCUGUGUUUACACUGCUGACUUGACAUUAAAAAUAAACAAAAUGUUUUUGCAAACAAA
Messenger RNA from Scatophagus argus, 1898 nucleotides. RefSeq names its product interactor of HORMAD1 protein 1. Gene Ontology annotation, biological process: meiotic DNA double-strand break formation; homologous chromosome pairing at meiosis; DNA recombination. NCBI's taxonomy places the organism in Eukaryota, Metazoa, Chordata, Actinopteri, Scatophagidae. Gene Ontology annotation, cellular component: condensed nuclear chromosome. The record is from RefSeq and is a predicted model, not a curated record. The transcript is spliced from 8 exons. The coding region runs from base 157 to 1476 and encodes 439 amino acids.